Messenger RNA from Penicillium angulare, 1422 nucleotides. RefSeq lists its product as uncharacterized. Gene Ontology annotation, biological process: positive regulation of transcription by RNA polymerase II. Bases 1 to 1422 code for a protein of 473 amino acids. The transcript is spliced from 7 exons. Gene Ontology annotation, cellular component: nucleus. NCBI's taxonomy places the organism in Eukaryota, Fungi, Ascomycota, Eurotiomycetes, Eurotiales, Aspergillaceae. The record is from RefSeq and is a predicted model, not a curated record. Gene Ontology annotation, molecular function: DNA-binding transcription factor activity; transcription cis-regulatory region binding.
AUGACCAGGUCUGGCUUGAAACCUCGUCCGAAUUUACUAUUAGACUCUUUCAAAGAUGAGACCGACCAGACGGCUGCAGAGUAUUUUGUUGUGCCGGUGAUUGGGCAUCAAUGUGUUUCCCGCUCACCAUCCGAAGCGCGAUCAACGCCUUCUUCUAAUAUGGAUGUACCCGCGCAGAAUACAGCUGUUCUUUCUUAUAUUAUAGAAUCACAGGGCGGUUCGCGCUCUACAUCGGAGCGUUCAUCUCAAUUAUCUACGCCGACCGGUCAGCCGAGGCUGGCUAACGUGAAUGAAGCAUAUUUACUACGCCAUUUUCAAAGACAUCUAGCAGACUGGCUUGAUGCCGGUGAUCCCGAGCGGCAUUUCUCGGCGGAUGUCGCCCGGCGUGCGAGUCAGUCUCCACUCCUACUAUACGCUUGUAUAGCAGUAGCAGCAUGUCAUCUCUCUCGCACAGCACAUACCGUCUCUCCAGAAGUGGCAGAUAAUUACCAUGAGCGCUGCGUCUCAAUAAUGCUCCCAGUUCUCGAUAAACCAGAAUUCGACAUUGGAAUCGAUAUCCUCCUCAGCUCAACAGUUAUUCUCCGCUUCUUCGAACAAAUAUCAUCUCAUACUCCUUCUAACGACCCACAACGCCACCUCCUCGCCGGCUCAGUCUAUAUCAGCUCCCAUGUCGACUGCGCGAUUUCCGGGGGUUUAGCCUCCGCCUCCUUCUGGGUCUUUGUGAUCCAAGACAUUCAAUUCGCACUUACGUACCAGAAAUGUCUCCGGCUAACUUUCGCCCCGUUUGAUGACCGUCUCCGCCAGUGGUGGGUCGCCAAGCCAUUUCUUAGCGAUGGAGACUGGGUCAAUCGUGCUAUCUGGUUACUUGCCGAAACUAUUGAUUUCUGCUUCAAUGUCUCCGGUCGGAAUUAUGGGGGUCAUUUAGGAGUUUCUGGGGAAAAUGCCCUUAAGCAACGCAUUAGGGAGUGGGAGUUGACGAGGUCUGAUGCUUUUACGCCUUUGCAUAUUUCGCCGCCGGAUCCUGGACAUGGGAAACCCUUUCCUGUUGUUUGGUAUACCAGUCUAGUGCAUUCUACUGCGAUGCAACAUGUCUGUCUUGCGAAAGCACUCAUGUUAAUCCGAGAAUCGGAGAUCUAUGAAAGCCGUGGUGGUACAAGGGAGCAGCUGAUUCAAAUCAAGGAACAAAUUACCGAGAACCUGAAUUAUCUCUUCGGCAUAGCUCUUUCAGCGGACGACGAGCCUUCAUUACGAAUUAUGGCUUGCCAUGCCCUUUGUGCCUGUAGCGCAUGGAUCGACGACCCCGGUGCUCGGAACCUGUUGUUUGAACUCUUGCGCCGCACAGAAAGGGAGAAUGGAUGGCCUUGGGCUUAUUUCGAGCAGCGCAUUCUGCAUACAUGGCAGGGUGGAUCAAGGUCACGGUGA